UUAUAUAUAUUUUUUUCUUCUUCUUUUACAUUGUUGUAUAACUUCAAAAGAUUAUUAUAAAUGUCCAUAAUAAAUCAAGACGACACUAUCAUAAUUCAGCCAACUCAUACUGAAGAUGAAACUCAUAUAGAAAUUUCAGGAGAAAAAAAUAUAAACCAAUUUGAGGAUGUAAGACAGCUUCAAAUUCAAUUACAAAAAUUAUAUAAAAUAUACAUGAUGCAAACAACCUGCUUCAAAACACUACAGUCACAGUUAGAAACAGAGCGUGGACAAAUCAAUCAUUUACGUGAAGAGAAUGAAAUACUAAAGAAAGAAACUAUCAAAAUGUCUGUCAUGAAUGAGCAAGAAGAAGAAUAUAUAUCUAACAAAUUACUCAAACAUAUAGCACAACUAAAAAAGGAAAAAGAACGCUUAUUAAUUCAAGUUGAAGAAGAAGAAGAAAGCCUUACAAACAUGUUGCAAAAAAAAUUAAUGAAGCUUCAAAAAGAAAAAGUAGAUAUGGAGAAUGCCCUGGAACAAGAGCAAGCCAUCAUAGUCAAUCGUCUACAAAAACAGUUGGAUUCAUUCUGUAAGCAACAAGGCCCUAUUCGUAUGUCAGAAGUGACAAGCCCUAUUGGUUCUCCACUUUUAGCGGAAAAGAAUUGGAACACAUCACAUUUACAUCAACAUAUUGAAUCAACUUUUUUAGGAACUACAGAUGCACUAAAAGUGGAGUUAAUGAAUUUGAAAACAAGGACAAUAGAAAUGGAAAAAGAAUAUCUUCAAAAAUAUGAACAAUGUAAUAAAUAUAGAAAUGAGUUGAUUCAAUUUAGAAAAAAGUACAGUUUAUUAGUCACUGAUCUGGAAGAUGGGUAAAUAAAUAGAUAAAAAAAAAUGUGUGUGUGGUGUUGACAUCAACUUAUUAUUAUCAUUACUACUACUUUGAUAGUCGUGUAGCAGCCUUACCACGCGUAUUUAAAUCAUCUUCAUUCCGAAGUGAAAAACAGGUAUGACAUGUAUUUGUACAGCCCUUAAUAAAACUACAUAAUAUUUAACAUAUUAGGACCGUCAAGCUGUGUCAGCUUCUUCAUCACAACAAUCAAUAGAAAUGAUGGUUUCUUUAGAACAAUCAGAUUUAAUCAAAACUCCAUAGUAAAAAAGGAAAAUGCUCAUUCCUCAUCUUCAUUAUUAUUGAACUAGUUGAAAUAAAUAAAUAAAUAAAUUAUGCAGUCA
Molecule: messenger RNA, 1212 nt
Organism: Cokeromyces recurvatus
Lineage: Eukaryota; Fungi; Mucoromycota; Mucoromycetes; Mucorales; Mucoraceae
Exons: 7
Coding region: 61-855 (264 amino acids)
Source: RefSeq, a predicted model, not a curated record